Sclerotinia borealis F-4128 is the source of this 1284-nucleotide messenger RNA. The record is from the annotation of a GenBank genome assembly. NCBI's taxonomy places the organism in Eukaryota, Fungi, Ascomycota, Leotiomycetes, Helotiales, Sclerotiniaceae.
AUGUUGGAAGCAAUGUUGGACGACGCUUCCGCUUCUUUGUCACCUCUACCGCAAAGUCUAUCGCGCGGUUUAGUCGCUGUCGCGACCUUUGGUCUUUUAUCAUUCUUCUGUUCGAUUAGUUUAUUUCUGUACCUCACCUACAGGAUCAUAUCAUGGAAGAGAAGCACGCCCAUCGCUCAAGGUCAGACGGCAACUCCGAUCAAUCAAUUUUUAUUCCUGAUAUACAAUUUACUAUUCGCCGAUAUUCAACAAUCAAUGGGAUUUUUACUCAACAUCAGUUCGCUCAAGAAUAAUGGUAUCAUAGUAGGAACAUCGACAUGUUGGGCUCAGGGAUGGUUUAUGUCGACAGGAGAUUUGGCCAGUAGUGUAUUCAUCUCAGCGAUCGCAUGUCAUACUUUCCUCGGUGUCGUGAAGAAAUAUCGUCUUCCCCAAUGGGCAUUUCACACCGUUGUUGCGGGAUGCUGGGUAUUCGUUUACGGAUUGGCGACUAUCGGUGUCGCGAUGCACCCACAUAAUUUUUACACGAGGGCUUCUGCUUGGUGCUGGGUAAGUAGCCAAUAUCAAGACGAACGUCUUUGGCUUCAUUACUUUUGGGUCUUCGUCGCUAUGUUUGGCACAGUCUUAAUCUACGCCUGUAUUUUUAUAUACCUCCAUCAUCAAUCGCGCUCCUCUCCACCUGGACAAACAUCAUCCGAUCGUCACCGCGCUCAACCUCUAAUGAUUCUUUAUCCAUUGAUUUACACCAUCUGUACCAUUCCACUUGCCGCAGGACGUAUUGCAGCUCUCGCCGGGACGGAGAUUAGCUUGGAGUAUUUCUGUGUAGCGGGUAGUAUGAUUGCGUGUAAUGGGUGGUUGGAUGUAUUGUUGUAUGCGAGCACAAGAGCAGAUAUUGUGUUCAGUGAGUUUCCGCCAGGGGAGGAGACGGGUUUGGAGACUUUUGCAUUCAUGGGAAAGGGACAUUCGAUGGGAACGACGACGACUAUCGAAGCAGGAGGAUUAGGUUCUCAGGUUUUGAGGGGAAAUAGAGGGAGUGGAAACAUGGGAGGGAGGUGUCACACCGCUACUGAUAGCACGGAUAAUCUCUACAAGAUGGGAGAUAUUUCCGUGGCAAAGAAUGUUAGUGUUAGUGUGAGUAUGACAAGAGAUGGAGAUUUGAGUGUCGGACAGUAUCCUAGGGGGACAGAAGGAAGUAAGGAUGGUAGUGAAGAUCUUGGAAGUGAUUCGGGCUGGGAUAAUGUAAAGAGUAGAAGGAGUGAAAGUGGGAAGAGUGGAUUCAGUGAUUAG